GCAAAUGGCGGAGGCGCUGAGGCGGGUACUAAAUGCGGGCCGCGCGGCAGGGCCCGGAGAGGAUAGCAACCCCGGGCCGCCCUUGCUGUUGCUCGGCGCUCCGCGCUCUGCGCAGACGUCGCUGCUGUUUGCCGCGGCUCUUGAGGCAGCAGGGGAAGGCCGCGGGCCCGUCCUCUUCCUGACGCGAAGGCCUCUUCAGAGCCUGCCUCUCAGUACACCCGCAGCGCGAGACCAUUGGCGGCUCCAGGUAACCGGAGGGCUGGACCUGGCUAUGCGUCACCCAAUGGCGGGCUAGGUUGCUCAUGAGUGACAGUUCGAAGAUUCGAUUCCAGUACCCAUCCUCAAUUCAGGAGCUUCUCCAGCUGCUAGCCUCUGCCCAUGAGGCCCCAGCGCCUGUCCCAUCCCUUCUACUCCUGGAUGGCCUGGAAGAAUAUUUAGCAGAGGACCCAGGGACACAGGACACCGCCUACUUGGCUGCAUUGCUUCUGGAUACUGCUGCCUAUUUCAGCCACCGGCUUGGAGCCAGUGGCAACUGUGGGCUUGUGGUGGCCCUUGAAACCCAAAAAGAAGCCGAUGGUGAUGUCCCACAUCUGGCAUUACUUCAGCGUUAUUUUCCUGCACAGUGCCGGCUGCAGCCAGAUGCCCUAGGCUUGGGACAGCAUUGCUGCCUUCGAGCUAGCCUAGAGACAGGCAAGCUGAGCCCCAGGACAGAGUGGUCAGUGACUUUCUUACCUGGUGGAGAGAUGAAGAUCACCCCAUGGCCUGCCCAGGCUUCUAAGCUCAGCCCAGACCAAAACUGUUCAAGUGCUGGAAGCCAGUCUUUAACUUUGGGGUGUGACAACCUCCCUAGUCCCAGGUUUCCCUUGGAUGGAAUACUUACCUCAGGGACAGGUGCAGAUUCAAAGACCUGAGAAUGUAGGUUUCCUGUUUAUAAACCAGCAUCAUUGUUGUUGGGGGCUGGCAAGAUGACUUAGGAGGUCAAGGGUCUUGGCCACCAGCGUGAUGACUGAUUCUCAGGACCCACGUGGUAGAAAGAUAGAACGGACUCCUGGAAGUUGUCCUCUCACCUCCACACAUGCCCUGCACACUAAUAAUAAUACUAAAUUAAUAAUGAAACCUUUAAGACAAAUAAGAUCGCUGGAGCCUUCCUCUGUCCACUCACCAUUGUUAAUGAGAUUCAGCCAUAUUUCCUAGUUCAUUUCUUUUUAUCUGCUGCAUUUUUUACCCAGAAUGGCUCUCUCGUAAGUCAGGCUAGUCUCAAACUAGAUACGUAGCUGAGGCUGUCCUUGAACUCCUGAUCCUCCAGCCUCAUCUCUUGAGGGUGGGGCCUAUGGUGUAUGCUCCUAUUCUUGGCUCCUCUUGCACAUUCCAUGGGUGCCUGUAUCCCGGUUACCUCUGUGUGUUGACUUACCGACUGUUAGGGUCUAGUCAUACACAUGAGCUUACACAGCACUCAGGGUGUGCAGUUGGGAGUGGAUUCGUUCCAUGUAGAGUAUGCAUACAUCUAGCUUUCUUAGGACAUACAUUUUUAAAGUCAUUUGACGGAAGCUGAGCAUCAUGGUGUGCAAAAUGGUAAGGCCAGCUUUGGGAGGUAGAGGUGGGAGGUCACAAAUGCAAGGCUAACCUUGGCUACAUAAGGUAUUGGAAGCCAUGCUGACUUACACUAGAUCCUGUCUCCAAAAACCAAAAUGGGCCAGGUGUGGUGUGGCACAGGCCUUUAAUCCUAGUGCAGAGGCAGGUGGAUCUGUGUGUAUGUGUUUAAGGCCAGCCUGGUGUAUGUGCCAAGUUCCAGGCCAACCAGGGCUACAAGGACAAAAACUAGAGAACUGGAGGGAGAGCUCAGUGGUUAGGAAUUCUGUCACCGAGUCAGCUUUGGUUAUGCAUGUGUCUGAGUCAUUUCCCUGAAUAAUCCCUCACCCAUGUUCCUGCAUAACUCCAGUAAAACUUUAUUGGUUCACC
Rattus norvegicus (Norway rat) is the source of this 1959-nucleotide messenger RNA. RefSeq names its product SWIM-type zinc finger 7 associated protein 1 (gene Swsap1). The transcript is spliced from 2 exons. The coding region runs from base 303 to 911 and encodes 202 amino acids. The record is from RefSeq and is marked provisional. Lineage: Eukaryota; Metazoa; Chordata; Mammalia; Rodentia; Muridae.